CUCGAGCAGCGCAUUUCUAUCCUCCCAAAUCUCCUCCAGAUCCCCCGCGGCCUCUCCACGUCCACUGAAUCCCAGCGCCGGAGCCGGCGACGAGCGGAGAUGCCGUCGUCCAAGCCGACUUCGCAGCCGCUCUCCCUCGCGCUCCCUUCCGCCGGCGGCCGCUCCCUGCAGGACUUCCCCUCCCUCUUCUCCGACCUCACCUCGCUCCUCCUCCACCACACGCCUGCCUCCUCCCACGCCGCCGUCUUCUCCUCCUCCUCCCUCUCCAUCCCCAUCCCCAUCCCCACCUCCGCGGCUCAGGCUCCCGCGCCGGCGCAGGUGCCGACACCGCUCGCGCGCGCGGCCAUCGGGGCGUGCGCGGGCGCGGCGGCGGGGGCCUUCACCUACGCGGCUUUGCUCCCGAUCGACGCCGUCAAGACCCGCCUCCAGGCCGGCGCCGCCUCCCGCGGCUCGUGGCAGGUCUUCCUCGACAUCCUCCGCGCCGACGGGCCGCUGGGCCUCUACCGCGGCCUCUCCGCCGUCAUCCUCGGCUCCGCCUCCUCCUCCGCCAUCUACUUCGGCACCUGCGAGCUCGCCAAGUCGCUGCUCCGCCCGCACCUGCCCCCGUUCCUCGUGCCCCCGCUCGCCGGCGCCAGCGGCAACAUAUCCUCCUCCGCCAUCAUGGUCCCCAAGGAGCUCAUCACGCAGCGGCUCCAGUCGGGCGCCGCCAAGGGCCGCUCCUGGCAGGUGCUCCUCCAGAUCCUCCAGGCCGACGGCUUCUUCGGCCUCUACGCCGGCUACACCGCCACCCUCCUCCGCAACCUCCCAGCCGGGGUGCUCAGCUACUCCUCCUUCGAGUACCUCAAGGCCUUCACUCUGAAGCACAGCGACAGGGAGAACAUGACGCCUGGGGAGAGCGUGCUGUGUGGCGCUCUCGCAGGCGCGAUAUCGGCGGCGCUCACCACCCCACUGGAUGUCGUCAAGACGCGGCUGAUGACAAGGGUGGGCACCGAGGGGAGCCGCACGGUGGUGGGGACGAUGCGGGAGGUUGUCGCAGAGGAAGGUCUGAUGGGUCUGUCCCGGGGCAUUGGACCGAGGAUCCUGCACAGUGCGUGCUUUGCGGCGAUAGGCUACUGUGCCUUUGAGACGGCGAGGCUCGCCAUCCUCAAGUCAUACCUUGAAGGGUGUGAGAGGAAAGCCGCAGCAGAGAUCAAGACCAGAGUUGCCGCAGCUUGAGGGUGUAUGCUUCCUUUCCUUCUUUCAGGAAGGUAAUUGCUUGCUUCGGGAGUGUGGAGUUUUGUUGUGGCUACCUAGCUAUGAUAUGAUGCAGAUGCUGUACUCGCUUAAUGUUUUUAUUUUAGCAUCAUUAAAGUUUCAGUUGUAGAGUUUGAAGGAUAUGAGAAGUGAUAAUAUGAAGCAGUAUGGGAAUACAUUUUGUGGAAUACCUGAUUUUACUCCUUUCAUUAUGUGUAUGUGCGCAUGGGUGUGUGAUUACAAUGAAAGCUCACAAACCUGAAUGCUUUGUGUUCCAGUUUCCAUUAA
Messenger RNA from Brachypodium distachyon (stiff brome), 1521 nucleotides. Its product is annotated as protein MITOFERRINLIKE 1, chloroplastic. Lineage: Eukaryota; Viridiplantae; Streptophyta; Magnoliopsida; Poales; Poaceae. The record is from RefSeq and is a predicted model, not a curated record. Gene Ontology annotation, cellular component: mitochondrial inner membrane. Bases 100 to 1215 code for a protein of 371 amino acids. The transcript has a single exon. Gene Ontology annotation, molecular function: S-adenosyl-L-methionine transmembrane transporter activity.